Messenger RNA from Amphibalanus amphitrite, 3523 nucleotides. Its product is annotated as aldehyde dehydrogenase family 3 member B1-like. Bases 850 to 2379 code for a protein of 509 amino acids. The transcript has 10 exons. Gene Ontology annotation, biological process: aldehyde metabolic process. The record is from RefSeq and is a predicted model, not a curated record. Gene Ontology annotation, molecular function: aldehyde dehydrogenase (NAD+) activity. Lineage: Eukaryota; Metazoa; Arthropoda; Thecostraca; Balanomorpha; Balanidae. Gene Ontology annotation, cellular component: cytoplasm.
GCGAGGAUGAAGAUGCAUGAACAAUACGUCAGGACAUCGAGCUGAAGCCUGACCCGACGACCAUCCAUUUCUCCCACCGCCGCGCCGCGCUGGUCGAGGCCAAUGGGGCCGCCGCGUAUAGCGGUCCGCCCCGGUCAUCGGCCGACGGGACGCCGUCCUUCCCGCACCUCCCAUAAAUUGUCCGAGGCCCGGUCUACUGACACAUGGCGGCUCAGCGUCCAUUCCGGCCAGGCCUGGGAUGGCGGCAUGGUUCUGACACCGCAUCUGUCAGCGCGACAUAGUGCACCGACUCCGGCUCCCGCGGUCAGCCACCGGCACCGGGGGCGCACCUGACUCGAACUCGCCGUGCUCAGAGUGCCAACAAUCUCACAGCGUCACCGUCCAGUCGCGGUCGCCCGUCACAGCCGCUGACGAUGGGUGUCCGGUCACCGUCCGUUGUCGACCGAGGCCGCUGUGCCGCCGUCAGCCACGCCGCGGGCGGUGCCGGUCACCCCCGAAUCGCGACCGUAUACCGACCGGCAGCGCCCAGUCGACGCGACGCCAGCGACCAGUCGACGCGCCGCCGCCGAGCCGCGCGCGACCCGGCUAUCAGCGGCGCCCCGGUCACAUCGGCGUGCCUCAGAGACCAGGUGGCGGAGUGACAGACUAAAGGAGACUGAGUGACGGAGACACCGAUAGACGAGUUAGAGUGAUAGAGUGACAGAGAAACGGAGAGACGAGUUAGAGGAAACUGAGUGAUAGAGUGACGGAAAUACGGGGAUAGAGUGACGAAGACGGAGCGACGGAGAGAACAGAAGACGUGGGAGCGACGAUCCGUAAAGUUGCGAAGCUGCAACGCUGCAAAUUAACAUGAAUACCCAAGACUUCUCGCAGGUGGUCGAGAUAGCCAGGAGGGAAUUCCAGUCCGGAAAGACAACCGACAUUAAAUUCCGGAAGGCGAACCUGCGCGGACUGCUCCAUUUCUAUCAGGAAAAUGAGACCGAACUGGCUGACGCGGUGUAUGCAGACUUGGGAAGGAUACCGGAUGAGACGAUCGUUGCUGAGAUCUCUCUCUUGCUAAGGGACGUCAAGACGAUGCUGGCCAACGUCGAACACUGGUCCCAACAGAAAACGGUGGGUCGCAGCCUGGCCACCCUGCUGGACUGGCCGUACGUGCGGCCCCAGCCGCGCGGCCUGGUGCUCAUCCUGUCGGCGUGGAACUAUCCGCUGCAGCUGUCGCUGCUGCCGCUCUCUGGGGCCAUCGCCGCCGGCUGCUGCGCCGUGCUCAAACCGUCCGAGCUGGCGCCCGCCACGGCCGCCCUGCUGGCCGACCGGCUGCCCCGCUACCUGGAUUCCACCUGCUACCCGGUCGUCUGCGGCGGCGUGCCAGAGAGCCAGCGGCUGCUGCAGCUGCGCUUCGACCACGUGUUCUUCACGGGCAGCACGGCCGUGGGCCGGCUGGUGGCCGCCGCGGCCAGCCAGCACCUCACGCCCGUCACACUGGAGCUCGGAGGCAAGAGCCCGGUAUACUUGGACGACUCCGUCAACAUGGAGUACGCAGCCCGGCGCAUUCUCUGGGGCAAGACCGUGAACCUGGGACAGACGUGUAUCGCCCCCGACUACCUGCUCUGCACAAAGGCCACAGAGGAAGCGUUCUUGGAGGCCGGUAGACGUGUGCUGCAUCAGUGGUUCGGAGAGCGGCCCGAAGAUUCUCCGUCACUCGGAAGGAUGCUCAACAAAAGACACUUCAGCCGGGUGAGGAAGCUGCUGGAGAACAGCGGCCGGGUGGCGCUCGGAGGCCGCUGUUUCGAGCAGACUCUCAUCAUCGAGCCCACCGUGCUGACCGAUGUCCGCGCCGAGGACCCCGUGAUGGAGGAGGAGAUCUUCGGACCCGUGCUGCCGAUCAUCACCGUCAGCUCGGCCGACGACGCCAUCCGCUUCAUCAACUCCAGGACGCCCCACGCACUCUCGCUGUACAUCUUCUCCAGUCGGCGGGAUGUCAAGGACCGAUUCAUCCGAGAGACCGACUCGGGCACGGUCAUGUGUAACGACACCAUGUACCACGCCAUCGUGGAGCAGCUCCCGUUCGGAGGCGUCGGCACCAGCGGCAUGGGCGCCUACCACGGCAAGCACUCGUUCGACACGUUCAGCCACUACAAGUCGGUGCUGGAGCGCAACUACAACCCCGUGGCAGAGCUCUGCUGCUCCGUGCGGUACCCGCCGUAUGAGCCCACGAAGACGCGGCUGGCCAAACUGCUGCUCAAGAACCCCGCUGUGCCCGACCUGAGCGCCGUCAAAUACACCAUCGUGUUCCUGCUGGGACUACUGUCGAUUUACCUGAUACGCGUCUUUGCCCAGGCGCUGGGGUACGAGGACCGACUGCCCGACUUCCUUGCCUAGCCGACCGGCCUGCAAUACGGACUCAAACCGUACCAAAACACAGCAAUACUCAAAGAUCGUCCGAACGGCUCAGUGAGAGGCAUCCCUGGGCCAUAGCGUCGGCGCGUUACCCCACCAUUGACUGCUCAUGACGGCGGUGAAAAUGCACAGCCUUCUAAUUGCCUUCCUACGAGCACCACUCUGUUGUGGGAUUUCGGCAGGAGCUCGAUAAAGUUGCAACCGCACAGAAGUGAGGUCCAGAUGCAUGGUUACCAUCUCUCAAGGGUGACUUUGUUCAAUGCUCACUGUUCAGCUCCAGUGUCCCGCUCACUUCCCACACUGGUACAAAACGGGUGCAGUGACUCGCUUUUGUUUUUUAGGCGCGUGGGUGUUUUUAUAUUUGUUAACGGUUCUGAUGUGUACAAACUGUAAUUCACAGCUAUAAACCCCAUGGUCAUUUAGGUGCAAUCGAAAUAAAGGGCCAGUAUUAAUAUUUUAUGCUGCGCUGCUAAAAUCCAAAACUAUAACAAACCGUGACUCGUGAGUGAUGAGUGCAAUAUGAUUUGGGGUUUGCAGUGCAAUUACAAACUUUCAUCUCCAUCAAAAACUAGCCCAGUUCAAGUCAACGCUGACACCAAAAUCUCCAGAUUGAGCCUGGUUGAAAACCUCAUAUUCCCAAUACACACGCUGAAUAUAAGGUGCAGUAUAUUCCAAAGCACGCUUUGGAUUUAGGCGUAGAUCGCCUUCACAAUAACACACGAAUAUCGGCCGAUUCAGUGUAGCUCGAUCUGACACGUGGGGUGCUCCCCAAACAACAGCACGUGACCUAGUGCUACCCGUCGCCAUGACAACCGCGCCGGACCAGCGCCGACAGGACGGAAUGGUGUAUGUGUAUGCGUGUUUCGUGUAUGUGCGUGUGUAUGACAGGUAUGGCGGCGCGACAAGUGUGGAUGGAAAGCUGAUCACUGCUGCCCUAUUACCAUAGCCUGUUAACAUUUUCCACAUCACACAUCAGAGAGAUCAGAUAAAACGAACGGCUGCCUAAGGUAGCUGCGAGUGUGUGUCUGUGUUUGUGUCACAACAGCGCUACAAAACAUGCACAGGACACCGGUCAGCUUGACAUACACAUCAACACAAUGACCAAUAUAGAAUACAUCAGAGCGUG